AUAACCGGACUGCCAACAUUCAUCGCAGCAAUCACGAAUAUUACAAGAAAACACGUACACUGUAUACUGCUAGAGCAUCCAGCGUUGCGACUGCGCGCUUCAAUCUUGACAUGGCGACCCCUCGCCUGUCGUUCCUCUAUCCUAAUUUUCUUCGCGCGGUGCGUGCCUGCGAGCCGACGACGUAUCAAUCCCUACGAUUCCCUCCUCCUUCCAAGUACAAUCGCAAGGCGAAAUUACAUACUUCUGCACAACGACGACAAGACGCAAUUCCACAGAGAUAUGGACCGGCAGCAGGCUCAGGGUUACCACCUCCACCUAAACCAGAAGAGCCAUUGACGCCGAAGGAAGACACACAACCACCGAAGGAGGCAGCCCCAAAACCACCCCACCAUGAAACAAGUCACACAGAGGCAGAUACCGGACAAGAUGAGCCGCAAGAAUCGAAUACGACGUCGGACUACGUUGAUGAAGCCUCAAUGACCAAGACGCUUGGACAGAUCAAGCCAGACGAGCAGGAUAAACUUGAAAACAAGGAGCUGGACAUGGUGCUGUCCAUUCCCUCCCCGUCCGAAGUCAAGGGCAAAGACUCCCCCGUUCAUCCGCAUCUUGAGGCGCCUCCUUAUGAACAUCAUUUCGAUACAUAUGGAUUGGUACAGCAACUGGCCGCCAAAGACGCAUAUACUGUCACACAAGCAGAGAGGUUGAUGAAAGCUAUCCGCCUCAUGUUGUCAUUGAACCUAGAUGUCGCAAAAGAAGGACUUGUCUCCAAAUCAGACAUCGAAAAUGAAUCGUACCUCUUCCGUGCAGCGUGUUCGGAAUUGAAAACCACGCUCCAAGCGACUCGGCAUUCGGAGACGCUGAAGCAACGCAGUCAAAGGGCACAACUGCAGCACGAAUUUGACAUCCUCAAUCAAAAAGUGACGCAAGAUCUCUUGACGCUUAAGGAGGAACUCAAGGGUUUCUUCAACGACCGAAAGUUGAUGCUGCAAGAAGAUAAACGCAAGAUUGACGGAAAGAUCUCCGAGUUGAACUAUGAAAUCACGGUGCUAUUGAACAGUGACUCCAAGAGUGAUGUUGAAGGUUUGAGAUGGGUGUUGACCCGUCGGGCGGCUCUGGCUAUAGGAGCCUGUGCAUUCAUGAUUAUAUCGGCCUUGAAUUACUCGUCUAUCAAGACACGUGAGAAGGAGGAAGCCGCGAAGAAACGAAGGGCCUUGCAAAAGGCACAGGACGAACAGCGCGCACGAGAGCAGGCGCGGUAUACCACGCCCAGUCGGUCUUCGGGCACACAGACUGAUGAGAGGACGCUAGGAGAAUCUCUUGGUUGAGAGGCUCAUGCAUGGAAAAGGCUAGCAGGCUCUGCCUAGUGGCCACGACCCUUGUAUAUGGGGCAUCAUUAUAGAUUAGAUAUACAACUACAAUGCCAAAAGAGUGCUGUGGUUCGGAUCAUUAUAU
Messenger RNA from Exophiala viscosa, 1452 nucleotides. RefSeq lists its product as uncharacterized. The coding region runs from base 111 to 1325 and encodes 404 amino acids. Lineage: Eukaryota; Fungi; Ascomycota; Eurotiomycetes; Chaetothyriales; Herpotrichiellaceae. Gene Ontology annotation, cellular component: mitochondrion. The transcript is spliced from 2 exons. The record is from RefSeq and is a predicted model, not a curated record.